CUUGACGGCUUUUCGUCGCGACGGUUCGUUUUACGGCCCGGCGGCGAUGGCGGAGGGAGAGAGGGCGGAGAGCGGCGCCGGUGCAGGAGGGAGCAGCUCCGGGCGGCCGCCUCAGGAAGGGGAGCCGGGGACAAUGGAGCGGGCCGAAUCCCUCAAGACUCAGGCGAACGAUUACUUCAAAGCAAAGGACUACGAGAAUGCCGUGAAGUAUUAUACUCAAGCCAUUGAACUGAACCCCACGAAUGCCAUCUAUUAUGGCAACCGGAGUUUGGCUUACCUGCGGACGGAAUGCUACGGAUACGCGCUUGCGGACGCCACCAAGGCCAUCGAGUUGGACAAGAAAUAUAUCAAAGGCUACUACAGGAGGGCCACCAGCAACAUGGCGUUGGGCAAGUUCAAGGCGGCCUUGCGGGACUACGAGACGGUUGUGAAGGUGAAACCAAACGACAAGGACGCCAAGAUGAAGUACCAGGAGUGCAACAAGAUUGUGAAACAGAAGGCUUUCGAGCGGGCCAUUGCCAGCGACGAGCACAAGCGGUCCGUGGUCGACUCUCUGGACAUUGAGAAUAUGACCAUCGAGGACGAGUACAGCGGCCCCAAGCUGGACGAUGGGAAAGUGACCCCCGAAUUCAUGAAGGAGRUAAUGCAGUGGUACAAGGAUCAAAAGAAGCUUCACAGGAAGUGUGCCUACCAGAUCUUGGUGCAAGCGAAAGAGGUGCUAUCGAAACUCCCCACCUUAGUUGAAACGACGUUAAAAGAAACAGAGAAAAUCACAGUCUGUGGAGACACCCACGGCCAGUAUUACGACCUCCUGAACAUAUUUGAGUUGAAUGGGCUGCCGGCAGAAACAAACCCCUAUAUAUUCAACGGGGAUUUUGUGGACCGCGGCUCGUUCUCGGUGGAGGUGAUAUUAACGCUGUUUGGUUUUAAGCUGCUAUACCCAGACCAUUUCCACCUACUUCGAGGGAACCACGAGACAGACAACAUGAACCAAAUUUACGGGUUUGAAGGCGAAGUGAAGGCCAAAUACACAGCCCAGAUGUUUGAGCUCUUCAGCGAAGUGUUUGAGUGGCUUCCUCUAGCGCAGUGCAUCAACGGCAAAGUCUUGAUAAUGCACGGUGGGCUUUUCAGUGAAGAUGGAGUAACGUUAGAUGAUAUCAGGAAGAUCGAACGGAAUCGGCAACCUCCAGAUUCAGGUCCCAUGUGUGACUUACUCUGGUCAGACCCUCAACCUCAGAACGGCCGGUCGAUCAGCAAACGGGGCGUGAGCUGCCAGUUCGGGCCCGACGUCACCCAAAGCUUCCUGGAACGCAACCAUUUAGACUACAUCAUCCGCAGCCACGAAGUCAAGCCCGAGGGAUACGAGGUGGCCCACGACGGCAAGUGUGUCACUGUGUUCUCAGCCCCCAACUACUGUGACCAGAUGGGCAAUAAAGGUUCCUACAUCCACUUGAAAGGCUCAGACCUGCGGCCGGAAUUCCACCAGUUCACAGCAGUGCCUCAUCCAAACGUCAAGCCAAUGAUGUAUGCCAACUCGCUGCUGCAGCUGGGGAUGAUGUAAACUGCCCGCCCGUCGCCGCCUCUGCCGCUGGCCCUCGCCCCCCUUUCCUCCCCUUUGGUCAGGAGACUCCCAUUUUUGCGCUCAGCAAACGACUCUGGUUUUCCUUUUCUCAAUUAUUAUUAUUAUUUUGGUUACAGUUUCUUCCAGCAUCAUCAUUUAUUACAAAGCGAGAGGGGGGGGGCAGGAGAAUGGAGGGAGAGCGGGUAUUAAUGCCCCGAACAUCAAUUCCAGGGGUUGGGGGGUUGCGUCAGUAACGCACGCCCUUCCACCUCAUACAAAAAAAGGCAGGGCACGGACCCUUCUUUCUCAUUUUCUUUUUUUUCUGUCAAUGCACUAGCGGCACGAGAGGAAACGGCAGCCAGAGUGUAACAAAACGAUUUUUUAAAAAAUAUAUAUAUUGGAAGAUUGUAUUUAUUCCCUACAA
Messenger RNA from Anolis sagrei ordinatus, 1985 nucleotides. RefSeq names its product serine/threonine-protein phosphatase 5. The record is from RefSeq and is a predicted model, not a curated record. Gene Ontology annotation, molecular function: protein binding; hydrolase activity. Lineage: Eukaryota; Metazoa; Chordata; Lepidosauria; Squamata; Anolidae.